Molecule: messenger RNA, 4221 nt
Organism: Colletotrichum godetiae
Lineage: Eukaryota; Fungi; Ascomycota; Sordariomycetes; Glomerellales; Glomerellaceae
Product: NAD(P) transhydrogenase beta subunit
Exons: 6
Coding region: 446-3814 (1122 amino acids)
Biological process (GO): proton transmembrane transport; NADPH regeneration
Cellular component (GO): mitochondrial inner membrane
Molecular function (GO): NADP binding
Source: RefSeq, a predicted model, not a curated record
GGGGGGGUGGCCAUGGUGGGAGAGAACAAGGAUCCGGAUGCGCGGGUGAUGGACGAGGGAGGGGGGGGAGAAGGCAGCUCAAAGUAGUGACGAGGACGAAGACGAGGACGAGCAUGGAACGAGUCCAACGGCCGAACAAAACGUGACACGGUACAAGCCCGUUGUCUCCUUGUUCUCUUCUUUGGCCGCAAAAGUCAAUCCCAACUCUAUCCAAUUCACAUCUCCCAUUCUCUUCUUCCUUCCUCCCUCCCAUCUUUCUCUCUACCCAUUGCGUACCGUCGCUUUCUUUUCGCCAAUCGACACGGUAUCUUGGAGCUGCUUCCCUGCCAUAGCUCCUCUGCUUCACCGACGGCCCCCGGCAGUGGUCGCGAGCAGAUGAAAAGGGCCUGCCAGACAUCCCCGUCGCCCCGGCUUCGUUAGCCUGGAUGCUCGAAGCCUCGCCGCCAUGGCGAACCUCUCUGUCCUGCGGCCAACUCUGGCCUACAACGUGUGCUCCUCCCGUGCUUCUUCCGGCCGGCUCGUCGUCCCCCGCGCGUGGCGGAAGGGUCUAGCAGCCGUAGCACCGGCAUCUGUCGUCGUCACCAGCAAGUGGCAAUCCACCCACGCGCGAGCCCGCCGCCAGACGAAGGCUCUCGUCCCGGCCGUCUCUCCCCGGUCUCUCCAGCUCAUCCGCCAUGCGUCGGUAGUCUCAGCGGGCUCUAGUUCCGGCUCCAGCACCGGCCCCACGGCUACACCGGCAGCGACCUACUCAACAGUCGCAGAACCGCAGUCCGUGCCGUACGCGCAGCUCACCGUCGGCGUGCCAAAGGAAAUUUACCUCAACGAGCGCCGCGUCGCGCUGACCCCGCAAAACGUGGCGCUCCUCCUCAAAAAGGGCUUCGCAAAGGUCAUUGUCGAGCGCGGCGCCGGCGCCGAGGCCGAUUUCCCCGACGAGGCCUACGACCGUGCCGGCGCGACGCUCGUCGAGCACCCGCAACAGGUCUGGUCCGGUGCCGAUGUCGUGCUCAAGGUCCGCAGCCCGAUCCCGUCCGAGAUCGACCUCAUGAAGGCGCACCAGACGGUCAUCUCGUUCCUGCAGCCCGCGCAGAACAAGCCGCUUGUCGACAAGCUCGCCGCGCAAAAGGCCACGUCUUUCGCCAUGGACCUCAUCCCGCGCAUCUCCCGCGCGCAGGUAUUUGACGCCCUCAGCUCCAUGGCCAACAUUGCCGGCUACAAGGCCGUUCUCGAGGCCUCCAACAACUUUGGCCGCUUCCUUACGGGCCAGGUGACGGCCGCGGGCAAGAUCCCGCCCUGCAAAGUGCUCGUCAUCGGCGCGGGCGUCGCGGGACUCAGCGCCAUUGCGACGGCGCGGCGGCUGGGUGCUAUUGUGCGGGGCUUCGAUACGCGUCCUGCGGCGAGGGAGCAGGUGCAGUCGCUCGGCGCCGAGUUCAUCGAGGUGGACAUCAAGGAGGACGGGUCCGGCGCCGGCGGGUACGCCAAGGAGAUGUCCAAGGAGUUUAUCGAGGCCGAGAUGAAGCUCUUUUACGAGCAGGCGCGCGAGGUCGACAUCAUCGUUACCACCGCGCUGAUCCCGGGCAAGCCUGCGCCCAAGCUGAUUACCAAGUCCAUGCUCGAAGCCAUGAAGCCCGGGUCUGUGGUUGUUGAUUUGGCGGCCGAGGCCGGUGGUAACUGCGAAAAGACCAAGCCUGGCGAGCUUUACGUCUACAAGGACGUCAAGAUCAUUGGCUACACCGAUCUCCCCUCCAGACUACCAACGCAAUCCUCGACACUCUACUCCAACAAUGUGACCAAGUUCCUACUUUCCAUGGCGCCAAAGGACAAGGAAUUCGGCGUCGAUCUCGCCGACGAGGUCGUGCGCGGCUCCGUCGUCACCCUCAAGGGCGACGUCCUGCCCCCGCCGCCCCGAAAAGCCCCGCCCCCGGCCCCACCGCCGCCGCCGACCGCCGCGCCGGAAGCCGAAACUGUGGCCCUGACCCCCUUCCAGAAGACCUCCCGCGAGGUCGCCACCGUCACGGCCGGCAUGGGCACCAUGCUGGCCCUGGGCAAGAUGACGGGGCCCCUGUUUAUGGGCAACGCUUUCACGUUUGCGCUGGCCUCCUUGAUCGGCUACCGCGUCGUCUGGGGCGUCACACCCGCGCUUCACUCGCCCCUCAUGAGCGUCACCAACGCCAUCUCAGGCGUGGUCGGCAUCGGCGGCCUCUUCAUCCUAGGCGGAGGCUACCUCCCACAAACGAUCCCCCAAGCCCUCGGCGCCGCCUCCGUCCUCCUCGCCUUUGUAAAUGUAUCCGGCGGCUUCGUCCUCACGAAGCGCAUGCUCGACAUGUUCAAGCGGCCCACUGACCCCCCCGAAUACCCCUGGCUCUACGCCGUGCCAGCAGCCCUCUUUGGCGGAGGCUACAUCGCCGCCGCCGCCACCGGCGCCGCGGGCCUCGUUCAGGCAGGCUACGCCGUCUCCUCUGUGCUCUGCAUCAGCUCCCUCUCCAGCCUCGCCUCCCAGGCGACCGCUCGCAUGGGCAACAUGCUCGGCAUGCUCGGCGUCGGCUCUGGCGUGCUGGCUUCGUUGUUGGCCGUCGGCUUCUCCCCGGAAGUCCUCACGCAGUUCGCGGGUCUCGCGGCCUUGGGUGGCAUCGCAGGCCUCGUCAUCGGCAAACGCAUCACGCCCACCGACCUCCCGCAGACCGUCGCGGCACUACACUCCGUCGUCGGCCUCGCCGCCGUGCUCACCUCCAUCGGCAGCGUCAUGGCGCACAUUGACGACAUUUCCACGCUGCACCUCGUCACGGGCUACCUCGGCGUCCUCAUCGGCGGCAUCACCUUCACCGGCUCCAUCGUCGCCUUCCUCAAGCUCGCCGGCAAAAUGUCCUCCAAACCCCUCGUCCUCCCCGGAAAACACCUCCUCAACUCGAGCAUGCUGGCCGCCAACAUCGGCACCAUGGGCGCCUUUGUCACACUCGCUCCGGGGUCCCCCAUGAUCGCCGCCAUGGCGUUGUCCGCCAACACGAUUCUGUCCUUUGCAAAGGGGUACACCACCACCGCAGCCAUCGGCGGCGCAGACAUGCCCGUCGUCAUCACCGUGCUCAACGCCUACUCUGGCUUCGCCCUCGUCGCCGAGGGCUUCAUGCUCGACAACCCCCUCCUUACGACCGUCGGCGCCCUCAUCGGCGUAUCGGGAUCCAUCCUCUCUUACAUCAUGUGCGUCGCCAUGAACCGGUCCCUAACCAACGUCCUCUUUGGCGGCAUCUCCUCGACGCCCGCGCAGACAGACUACAAAAUGGAAGGCGUCGUGACGCAGACAAACGUCGAGGACACGGCCGAGGCGCUCGUCAACGCCGAGAACGUGAUUAUCGUCGUCGGCUACGGCAUGGCCGUUGCGAAAGCGCAGUACGCCAUCAGCGAGAUCACGGGCAUGCUUAGGGCCAAGGGUAUUAAUGUCCGCUUCGCGAUCCACCCCGUCGCGGGCCGCAUGCCGGGCCAGUGCAACGUGCUCCUGGCGGAGGCUAGCGUGCCGUACGAUAUCGUGCUCGAGAUGGACGAGAUCAACGACGACUUUGGGGAGACGGACGUGACGCUUGUGAUUGGGGCGAAUGAUACUGUCAAUCCGAUUGCGUUGGAACCCGGUAGCCCGAUUGCGGGUAUGCCUGUGCUUCAGGCGUGGAAGAGCAAGCAGGUUAUUGUGAUGAAGAGGGGCAUGGCUAGUGGAUAUGCCGACGUACCGAAUCCCAUGUUCUACAUGCCCGGAACACGCAUGUUGUUUGGCGACGCCAAAGUGACUUGCGACGCAAUCAAAGCAGCCGUCGAAACCCGAGCAGCAUAGAGUCUAGAGAGAUCUCGUAUCGCGCAGACAUAAGACACCUCCGGCGGUAACCAACUAUGUUUUUUUUGGGACUCGGGAAGCAUCUGAUCUUUCCCACUAGAGGCGCUGCAUCUACAAGGAGCUCUCCGUCACGAAUACACAUAUCUCUCAGCUAUUUUGCUUUCUUCCCUUUUUUGCUUCCCCCCCACUCCAUUUCAGCGCGCUUUGUAUAUAGUGUGUUUGGAAAGACGAAAGCGGUAGUUUCUGUUAGCAAAGCACGAAUUGCAAUGCAUGUCACGGCUACAGGCUAUAGUACACGUGUCAUCUGCGGAUUUGAUCUUCCCAUGACUCCGUUGUCCUUGAACUUAUACUCAUCGAGUGCACCCGUAUUUUGAAGAGGGGCCCAGAUUAUGACAACGUACACAAUG